This is a messenger RNA of Myripristis murdjan (pinecone soldierfish), 3918 nucleotides long. It is a transcript of the gene lingo2, whose product is annotated as leucine rich repeat and Ig domain containing 2. Gene Ontology annotation, cellular component: plasma membrane. The transcript has 5 exons. Gene Ontology annotation, molecular function: protein binding. The record is from RefSeq and is a predicted model, not a curated record. The coding region runs from base 946 to 2787 and encodes 613 amino acids. Lineage: Eukaryota; Metazoa; Chordata; Actinopteri; Holocentriformes; Holocentridae.
CCAGUCUGUGAGACCCCACUCCGGAGAGGAGACAGCUACAUAACAAAUUGGAGGAGGAAAAGAAAAAAAAAUCCACUGAAGGAGGAGGAUAUCGAGGGAAAUAACACAAAACCAGGGCUCGGUGGCAUUCGCUAUCACCUCCUACGGCUCAGGCUAAGGUGUCUGAAAGUUUACACCCGGGGAGAACACCCUCCCCUUGUUGUGGGGAUGAACAGUGGAUGCUGAAUCUCAUUCCUGAGGGCAGGAGGAGAGCUGUGAAGACCGGCUGGAUUGACUUGCACUGGAGCUGGUGGUGCGCACCAGAACAGAUCCCACGGUGCCUCUCUCUCUCGCUCUCUCUCUCAUACACACAUUUUCCACACACUAGAAUAGAUAACAUCAUAAGCAUUUCACUGUACGAAGGUGGAAUAUCAAGGGGGAGCUACAAAAAAAGAUUCUCCACAAGCAAGGAAGUAAAGGAGCAAUAGGAGGACGGAUUAUCUACAGAAUCAAUGAGGGACAUCCUGUUCAAGAAAAAAAAGUAAGUUCUGAUCAGAAAAGGCUUUGAAUAAGGUUCUGAUUCUGGUAGACUCGGAGGAUUUUCCCCUUUUAUCUUUGUUGUGGAGCAGCACCAAGCUUCAGCCAGCUUAUCUUGUGGACUAUAGGAUUCUGGAUGGCAUUUCAAGACUGAACUGUGUUGGUACCUAUCCACUCUCCUGGCAGAUAGCAGACAUGUUCCUUGCCGCUGCCUCAGUAUGACCCUGGAGUAAGUGACCUGUGAACAGAAUCAUACUGGAGAUUUUGUAAAGGACUGCCCUGCUUCAAUAACAGUGUAUGGACGUUUGAUAUUGGGAAGCCCAGCAGAUAAAAGGCUGAGAAAGAGGGGCAACCGCAGACGAAGAAAAGAAAAAACAGAACAGGCCAUGGCUGAAGGGAUGAUUGCUUCUCAAAGUGAACCGUGACAGAAUGGUUGACUGUAUGAGCAAAGUCAUGCUGCACACGGUCAUCUCAUGCUGGCAACCAUUCCUGGGACUGGCCCUAGUGGCCGUCUUUGUGGGUUCUACCCUGGGAUGUCCCUCACGCUGCGAGUGUUCGGCCCAGAGCAAGGCAGUUGUCUGUCACCGCAAGCGCAUGCCCAGCAUCCCCGACGGUAUUCCAAUCGAGACCAGGAUCCUUGACUUGAGUAAGAACAAGCUGACAAUGAUCAACCCUGAUGACUUUGCUGCCUUCCCUGGCCUAGAGGAACUUGACCUUAGUGGAAAUAUUAUCAGUUAUGUUGAACCUGGAGCAUUCAACGCUCUCUUUAACAUGCACUCACUCAGUCUCAAGAGCAAUCGUAUCAAGCUCAUUCCUCUAGGCGUCUUCGCAGGCCUAACAAAUCUCACCCGACUGGAUGUAAGUGACAACAAGAUUGUCAUCCUCCUGGAUUACAUGUUCCAGGACUUGCACAAUCUAAAAUUCCUGGAAGUUGGCGACAAUGACCUGGUUUACAUUUCUCACCGUGCAUUCAGUGGACUUUUAAGCCUGGAGAUACUCACUCUAGAAAGGUGCAACCUAACAGUCGUGCCCACUGAGGCCCUAUCCCACCUGCACAGCUUGGUCAGCCUCCAUCUAAGAUACCUCAGUAUUAGCACUUUGCAUCCUUACUCUUUCAAAAAGUUGUUCCGGCUGAGGCACUUAGAGAUUGAUAAUUGGCCCUCAUUAGACAUUGUGCCAGCCAAUGCACUGCAUGGUCUCAACCUGACUACCCUGUUCAUAACCAACACCAACUUAUCCACAUUCCCCUACCAAGCCCUAAAGCAUCUCCCAUACCUGACACACCUCAAUCUGUCCUACAACCGCAUCAGGCAUAUUGAAGGAGGGAUGCUAGUAGAACUGGUUCGACUGCGAGAGCUCCAUCUGGUUGGUGCUCAGCUAUCCACGAUUGAGCCAUAUGCCUUUCAGGGCCUACGGUGGCUCAAAGUCCUCAAUGUCUCUCACAACCGACUGGAUACACUGGAAAAAGGUGUUUUCCAAGCUCCUGAGGCACUGGAGGUUCUUCUGAUUGAUGACAACCCACUAGUGUGUGAUUGCCGUCUCAUGUGGAUCCUACAGAAAAGGCACUCCAUCUUAUUUGGGGAUUCCCAGCCUGAAUGCAGUACACCUGAAGGGAUCCGUGGCAGACCUUUUAAGGAGUUCAAGGAGACUCUGCUUUCCUAUUACGUGACAUGCACCAAGCCAAAAAUUCGUGAGAACAAAACACAGACGGUCACUGUGGAUGAGGGCCAGCAAGCAAUGUUGCGCUGCAGUGCUGAGGGGACACCAAGGCCCUCUGUGUCCUGGUUAUCCCCACGCCGGCGAAUUCUAACCAGUAGGAGCCAUGGUAGAAUUACCGUUCACAACAAUGGUACAUUAGAGAUCAAGUCAGCAGAGGUACAAGACAGCGGCGUAUACCUUUGCCUAGCAUCCAACACUGCUGGGAAUGACACCCUGAUGACUUCAUUGGCAGUGAAAAGUUUAGGAUCACUGUACGCUAACAGGACCCAGUACUACACAGACUCAAGCAAUAGCACUGCCAAUGGGACUACCAAUGUCACCUUCGGUUUGGACCUAAAGACUAUUUUAGUGUCAACAGCCAUGGGGUGUUUCACGUUCCUUGGGGUGGUCUUGUUCUGCUUCCUGCUCCUUUUCGUUUGGAGCAGAGGCAAAGGGAAACAUAAAAACAACAUAGAUAUUGAAUACGUGCCUCGGUCCAAGUCUAAUGGCACUAAUGUUGACUCUGCAGAGGGACAAAGCGGUCCUCAUCGUUUUAACAUGAAAAUGAUGUGACUUAUUUUUUAGAUCCAAGAAUCCAGUUGGUGGAAAUGCUCAAAGGAAUAUGUAUUUUUAUUGCAAAUAGGACCACUGAACUUCCCACUGCUGCGCGGAGAGCGGUAGUGAAAAUGGGAAUAGUACUCUGGGGCAUCAUAUGAAGAUGAGCAGUACCUAAAUCUUUGGAUCUUGGCAGACAUAAUGUUUGGAUACUGUGUUUCAAAUACUGAGAGGCGUGUAGUAGGACAUCCAUUCUAACAGCUGCCAGUGGGGCAACUUCUUCAACUGGGAUGAGAAGAGAAUACUGUUACCAACAACAGGACCUGGAGGAAAUAGGUGUCAGUUAUCAGCUUUUUGAAAUUUAUAUGCCCAAAAAGAACCCUUCAAUUUUGGGUUGGAUCUACAGACUCAUCAGAAACAUGUACAGUACGAGUUUGUAUCUAAACUAUUACUCUACUUUGUUUAGUCUUGCGCCAUGCUUAUUCACUGAACAAAUCGAUGAAACAGAUCAUAAUUCCCUAUGUUCAAUCCUAUGCAUAUGUGUACUUAAUGCUUCAUUAUGUACAUGUAUGUACAUAUUCAUAAAAAAAAUACUCAUAGCAAUAUUCAUGGGAUGCAUUAGCCAAAAUCGAUAUGACCCCAUAUGUUCAACAAGAGCAUUAUUCUGACUUUUCAAGUUUCCAUGGAUUCAGGAAGGGCUUUCAUGGGAGAUUAUCUAUCCCUGUUCCCUUAAUUGACUCCUAGAUAUUAAAUAUAUAUAUUAUUUAUCAACAAAAACAGAAGAAAAAAUUAUUUAUCAAAAUAUUGAGGGUUUUACAAAAGUGAGUACUCAAACACUAUUCAGGAUCUAACUUAACACUUUGGGUCAUCUUACAGAUGGCCUGGUACUGGUUGAAGUACCUACAUAAACCACCUUUUUGUCCUAUUCUUGUCUCUUUUAUUCCUUUAACUGUACCUUUGCUGGUUGGCAAACUACAUGUGUCAAUUUUACUACAGUGACAUUUGCAUCAUUUUUCCCCAGUAAGAAAUUUGGACUUUGUUGUGGUAGUUCCUCAUUUUGUUGUUGAAUCAUUUAGAUUGUGAAGACUUCAAGUAAAAAAAAAAAAAAAAAAAAAUACUGUAUGUGAAAUAAAUGAAGAUGUAUUUGUA